AUGGCGCUCACCUCAUCGUCCACUCUCAUGAACCUCCUCUCUCCAAGUGUUGCCGCUCCUGUCUCGGUGGCUAUCAUGAAACUCCUCACUCCAAGGAUCGCCGCUGCUCUUUCAGUUCGUUCCUUUAACACCGCCGUUCCUCUGACGAACGGUCCAUAUUCAUUCUCCAAUAAUCGUCACGACUCCAAACAGUGUCCUCAUGGCGAAGAUUGUACGUACGUGAAUCGAUUUCUGAAAGAAGGGUCAUCGAUCCCCUACAAGGUGAUUAAGCACACGGAAGGGCUGUAUGCAAGGUUGGACAUGCCGGGAAUCGGAAAAGAAGGGCUGAAACUGUGGAUUGAAGACAACUCUCUCCAUAUCAAUGGAGAGGAAAUGGCGGGAAGUGGUUCACCGAGGAAGUACUACGGCAACAUCAACCUCCCUCAUGGAUGCUACCGGGUGGAAGAGAUUUCAGCGGAGCUCAAGAAUGGUGUGCUCAGGGUCAAGAUUCCCAAGAUAAAGGAAGAAAUUGAUGUUAGGGUGAAUUGUUCAUCUUGUAGAAGAAUCCACUUAAUUGAUGUUUUGCCCUUAUUAAUUCUUGCCCAUCUUGCACUAAAAUGA
Cornus florida is the source of this 600-nucleotide messenger RNA. RefSeq names its product 23.5 kDa heat shock protein, mitochondrial-like. The record is from RefSeq and is a predicted model, not a curated record. The transcript is spliced from 2 exons. Lineage: Eukaryota; Viridiplantae; Streptophyta; Magnoliopsida; Cornales; Cornaceae. The coding region runs from base 1 to 600 and encodes 199 amino acids.